Molecule: messenger RNA, 1836 nt
Organism: Vitrella brassicaformis
Lineage: Eukaryota; Vitrellaceae
Source: the annotation of a GenBank genome assembly
GACCGCUCAUUCCGCUGCAGGAAGCACGUUCAUAUCCGCAUCUAUAUCCAGGCCGAGAUCUGCCUUGACGAAGGCAAUGAGUACACUCAUUGCGGCAGUCGUCCUUGCGGCGCUGUCCCUGGCUGACGCCGCCCGCCCGUCAUUCAUCCAACCUUCACCGAGGCAGAUAUGGUUUGACAAGACGAGGCGGCAAUGCUGUGGGAGCAAUCAUUUGUCGAGGGCGAGAUCUUUGCGCCUCUCUGGUCUGUCAAUGAAGCUCGACGAGGAGGACGGCGGGACGAAGAAACUCAUCACGGGCAUCGCUAUCUCUGGUCAGCGAGCAAAAGGGAAACACAUGCAUGUGUGUGCAUUGACGGAUGGUGAGUGCCUGUCUGUGAGUGUCUGUCUGUCUGCAGGUCUGUUAACUUUGGUGUAUCUGCGCGGGUUCUUCGCCGACAUGGGCUCAAUCAGCCAGCAGAUCGCAGCAAACCUCAAGGGAGAGCCUGCGCAGAUGCAGGUCGGUUCGACGACAGGCGUUUCCCAUAGCUUGCCCGUUGCAGAUAUAUAUGUGUGUGUGUGUUGCUUGUCAGAAUGUGAACCCUCGGGCGCAGAUGGGUCAGGCGUUGAGCCGUGCCGAAAUAACUCGGAAGCUCGACCAAGUGCCGGUCUUCUAUGUCGUCACAAGGUCUCACACACAGCAGCCCACCGAUGAUGGCUCACUCAUUCUCUCACACUGUGUGUCUGCAGUGACGGGAGGGUCAAUAUCGACCAGGUGGAUUGACAUCCCUGCACAAUUUCUACAGCCGCCCACAGCGUGGAUUUGUCAUCGAUGUGUUCAGAGUGGCGACAGGCGGAUGGGCCGCUUCUUCCUGGAGCCUUCGGAAGCGACACAAGCACUGGAAGACCUCAAGUAGGAGCCGACAGACGUGACGUGCGUGAUGGAGGGGCGCACUGCCUCUGUCGUGUGUGCCAUCCUCGCUGCAGAAUGUCUGACUACAUCCAGUGGAAGGACGCCUUCAUCGGGGCGGCGAGGCUAGGAGAGUGAGCACAGACACACACUCGGGCACACCUACACAACCGCUCACUUGUUGCUAUCUGCCUACGCGUGUAUAUGCAGUGUGUACUUCCCUCUGGUCAAGAAGGAGGGCAAGCUCAAGAGCUUCCCUUACUACGUCGACACGAGUGCUGCUUUCGCCGUGGUGCCGUCCAACAAGGAACUCGCAAAUGCCCAGAAGAGGUGAGAACCGUCGAUCACAGGAGGCCUUGCUCUCAUUCGUUAUCGAUAUGCAGGAUACCCAAUUGGUCUGAGGGCCCCGGCAAGGCGGGCGAGGUGCCAAUAUGGGGCACACAGAGCCUGGCCUUCGAGGUACUCAAAAGACAAGCACACAGCGACCACCCAAAAGCACCUUGUGUGUGGUCUCUGUAGGGUGACGGUGACAGCCCCACAUCCCGACUGCGCAUCCCGCUCUUCAUCCGGCUGGAGGACCUUGAGGAGUCCUGGAGGCGGCUCAAAGCAGAGUCGCCAACACUGCCCGACAAGCCAGACGUGCGGGUGAGUAUGUCUUCGAACGUCAUGUCUGCAUGGCCUGCUCCUCCAUCGCCUGUCAUAUUCUGCGUGUAUGUCAGGCGUCGACGCUAGGCAGCAGCGUUGAGAUGCUGGAGGAGGGCGGCACACCCCUGUCGCCCAAGGUAUUCGAGUUCUUUCCCUCCCCUGAUGCGAUCCAAAAAGCCAGCGACGGACCGUCGGCUGCAUGACAGACAGACAGACAGGGGCAUGAGACCGGCACAGAGAUACGAAGAUGAGGUGCGGGGGACGUUAAUGACUUGUUAUUACAUGAAUGAACUAUCGCAGCGAGC